Messenger RNA from Didymodactylos carnosus, 840 nucleotides. NCBI's taxonomy places the organism in Eukaryota, Metazoa, Rotifera, Eurotatoria, Philodinida, Philodinidae. The record is from the annotation of a GenBank genome assembly.
AUGGGUAUUGAGUCUAAAAAUUUCAGUCUUGAUGUUGAUUUACUUGCCUACAGUGGUAUCGUCUUUAGUCCUGAACAACGAGCUGCGCUUCAAACAUCUAUGGUUAUCCUCAAGGAACAAUACAAAUUUAAAUCUGCUCAUUUAUGGGGUAAAAUAUUAGGUAUUUCCGACGAUUAUUUUAUCAUACAAGGACGUGCAAAAAAUGAAUUGAAAGAUCGACAAUUUUUGUAUAGUAAAGAUUGUAUUAAUUGGUCAAUGUUAACGCCUGCUACAGAGGAGGCAAAAGAAUUAUCACCAACGUGCCAAGGACGUUUUACGGGUGAUGCAUCACACGAAUUUGAGGUGAAAAAGUUCACAGUAACAAACGAAGGAACAGAAGAGGAAAACGUCGAAGAAGAAAAGUCGAGAUUGCGUGAAGAAGAACGUUUAGCUGCAGUAUUAUGGCAAAUUGAACAAGACUCAUUAAUCAUUCCACGUGGUUCGUACAUUUUACAGCCGAAUGGUGAUGUUGAACGGAACAGAACAUUUGAAGGUUUAACGACUACUGAAGCUGGUAAACUACGUAAUUAUUUCCAUUUUCGUGAACCAAUUCAAUUACAACAGAAAAGUUUAUUAUUCCGUGCUAGUCUUGAUAAAAGUACUCAAUUUCUCGAUACAAUUGAUGAAGAUAUUCCAAAAGGAUCAUGGAGUAUACAAUAUGAACGUGGAAGUGGACUAAUACAAAUACGAAGUUUAAAAUGGCUUGGUAUGUCAUUUUUUCAUAUACCAGAAACAAAUCGAUAUGGCUCGUUAUAUUGCGGCAUCGGAGAAGAAAAUAAAGACCUACCAUUUAUGAUAUGA